AGAGAGAGAGAGAGUGAGAGAGAGUGUGUGUGUGUGAGAGAGUGAAUGUGAGAGAGCAAGAGAAAGAGUGUGUGUGUGUGUGAGAGAGAGAUAGACAGAGAGAGAGAGAGAGAGAAGGAGGUCCUGGUACUCCAAGUGGCUGGAACGGAAUGAAAGCCCUGCCUUUGGCCCCGCCCCCUACUUGAAUGACAUCCCAGCCGUCCAAUGAGGAGGCUCGGGGGCGGCGAUGCAUAACGGAGGCUGUGAUUGUGAGCUGCAAACUCGGCAGUGUGUGUGCAGCCUCUGUCGCCUUCACACACGGAGAGAGAGAGAGAGAGAGAGAGGGAGGGAGAGAGAGAGAGAGAGAGAGAGAGAGAGAGGAUACAGCAGCGAGAUAAACGGAGAGACUGAACGAGACAAACACCGUGAUGAGAAUCUAAACAACAACAACAACAACAAUAAUCAACAAACAGCUCGGCUCGUCCUUUUUUUUUUCAAACACAUUUUUUAAAUUCUUCUUUCCUUCCCUGAAAGAAGACUUCCGUGUGAUUUACCUUUUCUUUUUUUUUUUUUCCUCCGCCGGACGAUACGAGAUUCGAGUCUUUGCGUUUUGUGCAUCCGUGUGCACGUGAGUGUGUGUGAGAGAGAGAGUGUGUGUGUGUGUGUGUGCGUGUGUGUGUGCGUGGAAUGAGAAGAGGACGUUAAGUGAUCUCGGCUGGGUCUUGAUGAGCCGCCGCAGCCCUGGAGUGGGGGGUUCGCUUUAACCCUUCAGGUCACAGCUGGAGGAGUCCGGAUUCAGGUUCUCCCAUGCCAUCCCCUCUCUGCAGUCCAUCUGAUCACUCACUCCAUCCUCCGCCGCACAGCGCCGAGUCCGAGUCAGACGACGAGCUCACACACACACACUGCAGAGAGCACACACACACUGCGGCCCAUGAGCAAGUGGCCAAUCAGCAUCAGCAGGGCCAGCCGGCUCCUCCCACCUUGCCUCCGGCCCCUCCCCCUCACAAGCCGUUGGUGACGGCGCUGAACCACAGCUCAGUGAUUGGCCGGCGGAACGGAAGCCCCGCUCCUCCCCCGCCCGCCGAGCUGCCCACCACACCCGAGUCCGUCCCGCUGCAGGACAGCUGGGUCCUGGGCAGCAAUGUGCCGCUGGAGAGCCGAAAAUUAACAAAGCAAGCAGUUCUCCAAAACGGCCAUGAGAGCCUGAUAGAGAUGGAUGCGUUGAAUCCCGUGAGCCACGAGGGCAGCUAUGGAGACGGGCACUUCCUCUUUAAGACAGGCACAGGAACGACCCCUCUGUUCAGCACGGCCACUCCGGGCUACACCAUGGCUACGGGGGCGGUGUAUUCGCCCCCCACACGGCCCCUGCCCCGCAACACGCUCUCCCGCAGCGCCUUCAAAUUCAAGAAGUCGUCCAAGUACUGCUCGUGGAGGUGCACGGCUCUCAGCGCCGUCGCCGUGUCCGUCCUGCUGUCCAUCAUCCUCUGCUACUGCGUCUCGAUGCAUCUGUUUGGACUGAACUGGCAGCUGCAGGAGACGGAGAGUUUCGCUUUUGAGAAUGGACAGGUCAAACCCGAUGGCACGACAUCUAACGGAGUCACCGCACUGUCAGCUGAGCACGGUAAAGGGGGCGUGUACGUUCAGGAGAAUAACACUAUAGACACAGGUGAGGUGGACGUGGGGAGACGGGCGGUGCAGGACGUUCCUCCCGGAAUGUUCUGGCGUUCUCAGCUCUUCAUCGAUCAGCCGCAGUCGCUCAAGUUCAACAUCUCGCUGCAGAGAGACGCGCUUGUCGGAGUGUACGGACGCAAGGGCCUGCCGCCGUCACACACUCAGUACGACUUUGUGGAGUUGCUGGACGGCAGUCGUUUGAUCGCAAAGGAGAAGCGAGGCCUGGUGGAAAUGGAGGGAUCUCUGAGGAGAGCGAGAUCUGUGAACGUCCACGAGGCCGAGUUCAUCCGCUUCCUCGACGCGGGAAUCUGGCACCUGGCUUUCUAUAAUGAUGGAAAAAACACAGAACAAGUGUCCUACAACACCAUCAUCAUAGAUUCUGUGACCGAGUGUCCACACAAUUGCCAUGGCAACGGAGACUGUCGCUCAGGAACGUGUCAUUGUUUCCCAGGGUUCCUCGGGCCUGACUGUUCACGAGCUGCGUGCCCAGUGUUGUGCAGUGGGAAUGGUCAGUACUCCAGGGGGCGCUGUUUGUGCUACAGUGGCUGGAAAGGCACCGAGUGUGACGUCCCCAACAACCAGUGCAUCGACGUCCACUGCGGUGGUCACGGCAUCUGCAUCAUAGGGGCGUGUGUGUGUAACACCGGAUACAAGGGGGAAAACUGCGAGGAAGUGGACUGUAUUGACCCGUCGUGUUCAGGGCGAGGUGUGUGUAUCCGAGGUGUGUGUCACUGUAACUCCGGGUUCUCAGGGCCGAGCUGCGAGCUGCAGAAAGCUUUGUGUCCUGAACAGUGUUCUGGUCACGGAAAGUUCCAGAGCGAUAGCGGAACCUGCACCUGUGAUGAGAAGUGGACCGGACCGGACUGUUCCGUCGAGGUGUGUGCGGUGGACUGCGGCACUCGCGGAGUGUGUAUGGGCGGGAGCUGCCGCUGUGAGGAAGGCUGGACCGGGGCAGUGUGUGACGUGAAGGCGUGUCACCCGCGCUGCACCGAACACGGAACCUGCAAAGACGGCAAGUGUGAGUGUCAUCAGGGCUGGACUGGAGAGCACUGCACCGUGGAGGGAUGCCCAGGUCUGUGUAACAGUAAUGGCCGCUGCACUCUGGAUCAGAACGGUUGGCACUGUGUUUGCCAGCCUGGCUGGAGGGGGGCUGGCUGUGACGUCGCCAUGGAAACCCUCUGCGCAGAUGGCAAGGACAACGAAGGAGACGGCCUAGCGGACUGCAUGGACCCGGACUGCUGUCUCCAGACCACGUGUGUGUCGCAGUCGUUUUGCCGUGGCUCCCCCGACCCUGCUGACAUCAUCACCCACGGCCAAUCAGCUUCUCCGCAGCAGGCGGCGCAGUCCUUCUACCAGCGAAUCAGCUUCCUGCUCGGGCCAGAGGGCACGCAUGUCAUCACAGGGGAGAAUCCUUUCAACAAGAGUCUGGUCUCUAUAAUCCGAGGUCAGGUGCUCACUGCAGACGGAACGCCGCUGAUCGGAGUGAACGUCUCCUUCGUACACUUCCCUGAACAUGGAUACACCAUCACCCGACAGGACGGCAUGUUUGAUAUUCUGGCCAAUGGCGGCGCGUCUCUGACUCUGAAUUUCGAGCGCGCUCCGUUCCUGCCUCAGCAGCGCACCGUGUGGUUGCCGUGGAACGUGUUUUACGUGAUGGACACGCUGGUGCUGAAGAAGGAGCAGAACGACAUUCCCAGCUGUGACCUGAGCGGAUUCGUCAGGCCCAGCCCACUCAUCGUGACCACGCCCCUUUCUACCUUCUUCAGGUCUGCACCUGAGAACGGACCCAUCAUCCCAGAGACACAGGUUCUCCAGGAGGACACAGCGAUCCCCGGCAGCGACCUGAACCUGGUGUACCUGAGUUCUCGAGCGGCCGGGUACCGUCCCGUCCUGAAGGUCACCAUGACCCAGUCCACCAUCCCUUUUAACCUGAUGAAGGUGCACCUGAUGGUGGCUGUGGUGGGACGCCUCUUCCAGAAGUGGUUCCCCGCAGAACCCAACCUGUCCUACACCUUCAUCUGGGACAAGACGGAUGCCUACAACCAGCGAGUGUACGGCCUGAGCGAGGCGGUCGUGUCGGUGGGGUUCGAGUACGAGUCGUGUUUGGAUCUGAUCCUGUGGGAGAAGAGGACCGCCGUCCUUCAGGGUUACGAGCUCGACGCCUCCAACAUGGGCGGCUGGACGCUGGACAAACACCACGUGCUGGACGUCCAGAACGGUAUCCUGUAUAAGGGCAAUGGGGAGAAUGUGUUUAUUUCCCAGCAGCCCCCGGUGAUCAGCAGCAUUAUGGGUAACGGGCGGAGGCGCAGUAUCUCCUGCCCCAGCUGUAACGGUCAGGCAGACGGUAACAAGCUGCUGGCUCCUGUGGCUCUGGCCUGUGGAUCGGACGGCAGCAUCUACGUGGGAGAUUUUAACUACAUCAGACGCAUCUUCCCUUCAGGAAACGUCACCAGCGUCAUGGAGCUCAGAAAUAAAGACUUCAGACACAGCAACAAUCCAGCACAUAAGUACUACUUAGCGACGGAUCCGAUGUCGGGGCAGCUGUAUGUGUCCGAUACGAACUCACGCAGGAUCUUCAGACCCAAAGUUCUGACAGGGGUGAAGGAGCUGCUGCAGAACGCUGAGGUGGUGGCAGGAACUGGAGAACAGUGCUUACCCUUCGACGAGAACCGCUGUGGAGACGGAGGGAAGGCCACCGAGGCCCUGCUGCUGGGUCCUAAAGGCAUUGCGGUGGAUAAAAACGGAUUAAUCUACUUCGUUGACGGGACAAUGAUCCGCAAAGUGGACCGCAACGGCAUCAUAUCAACACUACUGGGGUCAAACGAUUUGACCUCUGCGCGACCUUUGACCUGUGACACGAGUAUGCAUAUUGGGCAGGUACGUUUGGAGUGGCCAACAGACUUGGCCAUCAACCCCAUGGAUAAUUCGAUUUAUGUGCUGGACAACAACGUUGUACUUCAGAUCACGGAGAACCGGCAGGUGCGUAUCGUAGCGGGACGCCCCAUGCACUGUCAGGUUCCAGGCAUCGAGUACGCGCUGGGAAAACGUGCCAUCCAGACCACGCUGGAGGGUGCCACUGCCAUCGCCGUGUCCUUCAGCGGUGUGCUGUACAUCGCCGAGAGCGACGAGAAGAAGAUCAACCGAGUGCGACAGGUGAGCACAGACGGAGAGAUCACGCACCUGGCGGGGGCGCCAUCCGAGUGCGACUGCAAGAACGACGCCAACUGUGACUGCUACCUCACGGGAGACGGCUACGCUAAAGACGCUCGGUUGAACGCCCCGUCUUCGCUUGUCGUGUCCUCUGAUGGAACUCUGUACGUCGCUGAUCUGGGCAACAUUCGUAUCCGAGCCAUUUCACGGAACCGCCCUCCUCUGGCCUCGUCCGGGUUUUAUGAGGUGGCGUCUCCAGCCGCACAGGAGCUCUACAUUUUCGAUGUGAACGGCACGCACCAGCACACCAUGAGCCUCGUCACCGGGGACUACGUGUACAACUUCAGCUACAGCAACGAGGGUGACGUCACCGCCGUCGCCGACGGCAACGGCAACACGCUACGCGUCCGUCGAGACCCCAAUCGCAUGCCCGUGCGCCUCGUCGCCCCCGACAACCAGGUGAUCUGGAUCACCAUCAGCACCAACGGAGGCCUGAAGACGCUGACGGCGCAGGGACAGGAGCUCACGCUCUUCACCUACCACGGCAACAGCGGCCUGCUCGCCACCAAGAGCACCCAGAUCGGCUGGACCACCUUCUACGACUAUGACAGCGAGGGAAGGCUGACAAACGUCACCUUCCCUACAGGAGUUAUCACCAGUCUGAUCGAGGAGAUGGACCGAGCGCUCACAGUGGACAUCGAGACUUCCGGAAGAGACGAUGAUGUCAGCAUCACCACUAACCUCUCCUCCAUCGACUCAUUCUACACACUCGUCCAAGAUCAGUUGAGGAACAGUUAUCAGGUGGGCUAUGACAGCUCUCUGAGGGUCAUUUACGCCAACGGCAUGGACUCGCACUAUCAGACCGAGCCUCACAUCCUGGCGGGUGCGGCGAACCCUACGGUGGCCCGGAGGAACAUGAGCCUGCCGGGAGAAAACGGCCAGAACCUGGUGGAGUGGAGAUUCAGGAAGGAGCAGACCAGAGGCAAGGUCAUAGUGUUCGGACGCAAGCUGAGGGUGAACGGUAGGAACUUGCUGUCGGUGGAUUACGACCGAACUCUGAAGACGGAGAAGAUUUACGAUGACCACCGGAAGUUCCUGCUGAAGAUCGUGUACGACACGGCGGGUCACCCCACGCUGUGGGUUCCCAGCAGUAAACUCAUGUCCGUGAACCUGACGUACUCCAGCAGCGGCCAAGUGACCAGCAUCCAGCGAGGGGCGACUGUGGAGCGGGUGGAGUACGACAGCCAGGGACGCAUCAUCUCCAGAACCUUCGCUGAUGGCAAGUCGUGGAGCUACACUUACCUGGACAAGUCCAUGGUGCUCCUGCUGCAUAGUCAGCGACAGUACAUCUUCGACUUCGACGUACAAGACCGGCUCUCUGCUAUUACCAUGCCCAGCGUGGCACGUCACACCAUGGAGACGAUCCGAUCUAUCGGCUACUACCGCAAUAUCUAUCAUCCGCCCGAGAGCAACGCGUCGGUCACCGUGGAUUACAGCGAGGACGGCCAGCUCCUUCGCGUGGCGCACUUGGGCACCGGCCGCCGCAUCCUCUACAAGUACAGAAGGCAGAACAAGAUCUCAGAGAUACUGUACGACAGCACACGCGUGAGUUUCACAUACGACGAGACGGCCGGCGUUUUGAAGACGGUGAACUUGCAGAGCGAAGGUUUUAUCUGCUCCAUCCGAUAUCGUCAGAUCGGACCACUAGUGGACAGGCAGAUCUUCCGAUUUAGCGAGGACGGCAUGGUCAACGCUCGCUUCGACUACUCUUACGACAACAGCUUCCGGGUCACCAGCAUGCAAGGGGUCAUCAACGAGACGCCGCUGCCCAUCGACCUCUACCAAUUCGAUGACAUCUCGGGCAAAGUGGAGCAGUUCGGCAAGUUUGGCGUGAUCUAUUACGACAUUAAUCAGAUCAUCUCGACGGCAGUCAUGACGUACACUAAGCACUUCGACGUCCACGGCCGCAUCAAGGAGAUUCAGUACGAGAUCUUCCGGUCCCUUAUGUACUGGAUCACCAUACAGUACGACAACAUGGGCCGUGUCACCAAGCGCGAGGUCAAGAUCGGACCGUUCGCCAACACCACCAAAUACAGCUACGAGUACGAUGUGGACGGCCAACUGCAGACCGUCUACUUGAACGAAAAGAUGAUGUGGCGCUACAGCUACGAUCUCAACGGCAACCUUCACUUGCUAAACCCGGGUAACAGUGCUCGGCUCACGCCGCUACGUUACGACCUUCGGGAUCGCAUCACGCGGCUCGGCGACGUACAGUACCGGAUGGACGAAGACGGAUUCCUGCGCCAGAGAGGCACCGAGAUUUUCGAGUACAACUCCAAAGGCCUGCUGGUACGAGUCCACAGCAAGGCUAACGGUUGGACUAUCCAGUACCGUUACGACGGAUUGGGGAGGCGACUGGCGUCCCGUAACAGCCUCGGGCAGCACCUUCAGUUCUUCUAUGCUGAUCUGAACUACCCUACACGCAUUACCCACGUCUACAACCAUUCCAGCUCGGAGAUCACCUCGCUCUACUACGACCUGCAAGGCCACCUUUUCGCCAUGGAGAUUAGCAGUGGAGAGGAGUUCUACAUUGCUUGCGACAACACCGGCACUCCACUAGCUGUCUUUAGCAGUAACGGGCUAUUACUCAAGCAGGUUCAGUACACUGCUUAUGGAGAGAUCUACUUUGACUCCAACCCUGACUUCCAGCUGGUAAUCGGGUUCCACGGAGGAUUGUACGACCCACUUACGAGGCUCCUUCAUUUUGGAGAAAGAGACUACGACAUUCCCGCCGGCCGUUGGACCACCCCAGAUAUUAGCACCUGGACCAGAGUGGGGAAAGAUCCUGCCCCCUUUAACCUGUACAUGUUUCGCAACAAUAACCCUAUUAGCAAGGUCCAUGAUGUCAAAGAGUAUGUUACAGAUGUCAACAUCUGGCUGGUAACAUUUGGCUUCCAUCUUCACAACGCCAUCCCUGGAUUCCCAAUUCCUAAAUUUGACCUCACGCAGCCCUCGCUGGAGAUGAGAAAGAGUCAGCUCUGGGACGACCUUCCGGCCAUCUCAGGUGUCCAGGAGGAAGUGACACGUCAAGCCAAGGCAUUCUUAUCUUUCGAGAGGAUGCCAGAAAUCCAGUUUAGCCGGCGCCGCUCUGCACGGGAUAAACCCUGGCUGUGGUUCGCCACUGUCAAGUCGUUGAUUGGGAAAGGCGUGAUGCUUGCGAUCACCAGCAAAGGCCAAGUGGCCACGAACGCGCUGAACAUUGCCAACGAAGACUGCAUCAAGGUGGCAGCAGUUCUGAACAACGCCUUCUACCUGGAAGACCUGCACUUCACCAUCGAGGGUCGCGAUACGCAUUACUUCAUCAAGACGAGCCUUCCCGAAAGCGACCUGGGGGCUUUACGGCUGACGAGUGGGCGCCGCAGCUUGGAGAACGGCGUGAACGUGACCGUGUCUCAGUCUACCACGGUGGUGAACGGGCGUACGCGGCGAUUCGCAGACGUCGAGCUCCAGUACGGCUCGCUGGCACUGCACGUACGCUACGGCAUGACGCUGGACGAGGAAAAGGCACGGGUGCUCGAGCAGGCCAGACAAAGAGCGCUCGCGAGCGCAUGGCAAAGAGAACAGCAACGGGUCCGGGAGGGCGAGGAAGGCGCCAGGCUCUGGACCGAGGGCGAGAAACGGCAACUACUGAGCUCAGGAAAGGUUCUCGGCUACGACGGCUACUACGUGCUCUCUGUGGAGCAGUACCCCGAACUGGCCGACAGCGCCAACAACAUCCAGUUCUUGAGGCAGAGCGAGAUCGGGAAGAGGUAACAACCGACUGCACAGCGAUGCUUUAGCCGGGAAGAAGUAACAACAGACUGCACUGUGCCUAGCUGCCUCUCUCGUUUACCGUGUAGAAAAGACCUGAGAUGAGCUCUGUAACUGACACGUCUCUCCCUCUGCGGCAUCGAAACCAACUCUUUCUGAAAGCACUCAAUAAGAACCUUUUGUUUUUGUUUUUUUAAACUGCUUUAGCUAGGUAGAGGUAACAGACUGUUACUUAGCUGACAGUUUUCUCAGACUGAAGAGAGAAAUAAAGUGAAGAAAUGACUCAAGCGCUCAGUACCGCCUCAGUUGCCUCACACUCUCUCGCCCCACCCGAAACCCCUCUCUAUACUGUACUGAAUAUACUCACUAAUAGCCCCCCCCCCAAACACAGGGUAGACAGAAGCUGCCUCUCUACAGUAUGUUACCGUGUACAAAAACCCCGAGCUCCAUCAACCAACCACGUUUCUUCACGCUGCGGCGUUGGACGGACGAGCCAAUUCUCUCCGAAGGACUCUCGGUAUGAAAAAUUUUUGAAAACCCUUCAAUCUGAAUCUUUUUUGUGCUUUUUUUGUAUAAAAUUCUUAAGGAUGGUACGCUUCACGGAUUUAAAUAAAGGGAAGAAAAAGAAGGAACGUGUUUACAAAACCGCUGCACUCGGCUAACGGACUCACGUGUACAGUACAGAGCCUCUGGGUCGCAUCUCUCGCUCUGAAACUUCUUUCUGCUAUCGGUAUUGAAAAAAUAAAACACACACGUUCGGUGGACGUUUCGGGCUCGGAGACGUACAGCCGUGAGAACUGAAACGGCACGUGAUUCUUUCCUGCUUCGCUUUGUUUUUAAGGACACCGUUACGAUUCAAGUAUUCAGUCGAGUCUGCGUGUUCAAUGUCAUUGCUGAACCAGCUGGCGGAUGUAGAGUAGAGAGCAAAACAAAACUAAAAAUGAUAUAUCAUAACUGGCCUGUCUUUUGACAAGAGAUGUGAGAAUAUCUUUAUGGAAUCUUUUUUUUUUUCUUUUUUUUUUUUUUUUUUUUUUUUUUAAACUUAAAAAAAAAAAUAUUCCGCUUAUCCGUACAUCAAUAUUAGUCUCAGAGAAAGUAAUUUAUGUACAGUGUUUAUACAUAUAAAUAAAAUUUAAAAAACCAACAAAAAUAAAACCUUAAAAAAUAUCGACUUUCUUUUUUCCCGUCUUGUCAUGCAUUACUGUUUACACUUCAUGAAGUUUAAUAUUUGAUCUUAUCAGAAUUUAUGGUAAUGCUAAUCGAAAUAAAAUCAGCUGUACUGUCUCAUUAAUCUCUGCAUUCUCAUCUCUUACAGUUUAUUUGUUUUGCACACUUUAUUUUUAGGUUGUUUUUUUUUUUUUUUUUUACGCUCUUGUCUGGUUUCGUCGCUCGCCCGCCUUUUCACGUAUCAUCGUGAUCGAAGUUACGAUUGAGGCGACGGCUCCGCGGUUCAAAACGCCCUUCAGAUAUUAGUCAGAAAAUAAACCGGACGCCAUUCGGUUCCGGUUACGGGUUGAAAUUCUCGGGUGUUUACUCGUCAGUAGCGACGUUCUGAUCGGGGCUGUAUUGAUUACUUUAGAUUUAUUUAAAAACAAAACAAAAGAACAGUCAGGACGUUCAGACGGAUAACGACAGGAACGACCGGAUCGAAACGUGUGAGGAAACAAAACGCCAGGUCUCACGUUAAAUAAAUUCUUUCUUUUACUUUGACAUACGGAUAGCAGUGAACGAGUGCAGGUGAAGAACAAAAGAUCUGUCCGGAGCGUUCUUCACGCUUGCCUUCGUUCAUAUACGUCUCAAUUUUUUUUUUUUAGUUCGGAUCGAGUCAUCUAAAUUGUAUUUAUCGCUACAAAGUCGACUUCUGAGGCCUUUUACGUAAAAUAAUAAUAAUAAUAAAAAAAUCUAAUCAAAUAAAAAAAAAAAACAUUUUUAAAAAAGAGAACAUAACUGCUUUUCUUGUUUGUUUGUUUGUUUUUCUUUUUGUACGGCGAAGCCUAUUUUUCUACGUGAAUGAAAAGGCAUCUAAAAAGGAAAAGCGGUGCUCUCCGUGGUUUAGGAAGCUACUCAUCCUGAUUCCGAUCGCUGUGGUUUUUGUCCAAGCGCUGUGCGUUUGGCUGCUCGGAUCUGAGAAACGCUAGACUUUCCCGAUUUGACAAUCCUGUCCUCGCCAUAACGUCAGCACGAGGCGGCGUCCUGACCCCUCGGGCGGUUAAAGAAACGAUCGAAACGAUCAAACAGCCACGUUCCGAGCACGCAUGACAACACUACACGCCAUUUCAUGACGCGGCACUUAAUGCGAGAUGCGCUCACGAAGGCCGUGGCGGUUAGCGAAGGAGGAACGGUAGAGAAAAGGAAACGCGAACGAGGUUUUAGCUUCGCAAUUUGUUGCAUGCGUAUGAUGUAAAACUGCCUCUCUGAAACCACUUCAAGCACUGUAAAGGUCAUUUUCAGAAGCCGGGUGUUCGAACGCACUGCUUUGAUGGAUUAUUUACUGUAUCUGCUUCUACUCCAGAUCAUUAUGUAACAGUCUUUUUUUUUUUUUUUUUUUUUUUUUU
Ictalurus punctatus (channel catfish) is the source of this 11165-nucleotide messenger RNA. RefSeq names its product teneurin transmembrane protein 3 (gene tenm3). NCBI's taxonomy places the organism in Eukaryota, Metazoa, Chordata, Actinopteri, Siluriformes, Ictaluridae. The record is from RefSeq and is a predicted model, not a curated record. Gene Ontology annotation, cellular component: neuron projection; membrane. The coding region runs from base 787 to 8613 and encodes 2608 amino acids. Gene Ontology annotation, molecular function: cell adhesion molecule binding; protein heterodimerization activity; protein homodimerization activity. Gene Ontology annotation, biological process: neuron development; signal transduction; heterophilic cell-cell adhesion. The transcript has 29 exons.